Onychostoma macrolepis is the source of this 7217-nucleotide messenger RNA. RefSeq names its product stromal interaction molecule 2b (gene stim2b). Gene Ontology annotation, molecular function: protein binding; calcium channel regulator activity; calcium ion binding. The coding region runs from base 2900 to 5092 and encodes 730 amino acids. Gene Ontology annotation, biological process: store-operated calcium entry; intracellular calcium ion homeostasis; activation of store-operated calcium channel activity. Lineage: Eukaryota; Metazoa; Chordata; Actinopteri; Cypriniformes; Cyprinidae. Gene Ontology annotation, cellular component: plasma membrane; endoplasmic reticulum. The record is from RefSeq and is a predicted model, not a curated record. The transcript is spliced from 12 exons.
GAAGUAAAAAAAAUGCCAAAAAAAUCAACCGUUUUUUUUCUUACUUUAUGAAAAAUUGCAUAAGUAAAACACUGUUAAAUUCAUUCUUACACAUUUAUUUGAAGACAAAUAUGGCACCUGUUUAGGGGAAUGACCCUUAUUUUGUGAAGUCUGUAGGCCUAGUGGAUUCAGCCCCAUGAAUUUCAGCGUCAUUCAUGACCCUACAAGUUGACCCCAGCUUAUAGCAAACUCCAGCGGCUCUCUGACAUCUGCUCCGUCCGUCUAUCUGCCUGCUCCUCUCAUUCCCUCUGUGCCUCAGAUCAAAUUAUGCCACUCGUCCGUUUUCUGCCCUGCUUUUCACUCCCCAUUGCCUCACACCGGUCUCUCGGUACAUCUGCCACCUGUUUACACAGCUUCCCACGCCCUGUCCCGUUAUUACUGGACUUCCAGUCACCAUGGGAGCAGCGCACCCCUAGCGGUCCGUCACUGUACCAUAGCAUUGCUCCUCGCUUAAAUAUUUCUUUUAGACGGGCACUAUCACAUUUCCUCUGCCUCUCUCUUGGGCACCUUUAUAUAUUUAGACCUCUGUAAUAACUGCCCUCCUGUCCUGCUGAUACAGUUGAAACCUUUAUGCAGGAAGUUAAGGGGAGCUUUGAGAGAAUUAGGCUUACGUAUUUAUUACAAAUAAUAAUUGCACUCUAAUGUAACAAUAUAUUUCAUCAUUAUAAACAUUUACAUCAAAUAUAAUAAUAAAUAUAAUAUAAUAUUAAUACAUUAGUACAUCGAUAUGAUAUGAAAGCAUUUUACUUUUUGCAUGCACAAUGUGUGAUAUUUAAAGCUGCACUCAUAAAGCUUUUGUUAGUGUUUAGCUGAUUCUUAUUAGUUCAAAAAGUAUCAAUGGUUUUGCACUUUAUACUGACACCUAUUGGCCUGGAUGCAUUAAGUGAGUGUAGCCUACUUAUUGGUGCCUUCACAUCAAGUCUCUUUAUUUUGUGUUUUGUUCCUUUUUUUUCUGUAUGCUAUUUUCUGUCUCUAUUAAAACACAUUCAUUUGAUUAACAUUCUUCAAUUAAAUCCUAACAAUUUUGUGCAUGGUUGGUGGUUUGUGUUUUUACUUGACUGGGUUAUUGCGGUUUGUUCCAUCUUUCCAGCGGAUACUGCUUGUUUGGACAUUUCAUUUUUUAUUUUUACUGAUUUGGUUUAGACAAGUCAAUCGCACACAUGCUGAUCCAUCGCUAUGUAGGCUACUACAAUAUGGACUCUGGAUCUUAUGGAAUUUGGGGUUAGUAUAGGUUUUUUUUCUUGCUGCUUGUUGAAAGAAAUUUAUACUUUUUUUUUUUUUUUUUUGCAAUAAAUUGAUCAAAGACAUUUAAAAUGUUAAAACAUUUCUAUUAUUACAAGAUUUCUAUUAUGAAUCAUUUUUUUUACUUUUAUACUUUUGAGCUUUCUAUUCAUUGAAUCCCGAGGAAAAAAAAACAAAAAAACAAUUUAACUUUUUGAAGAUUGAAAAUAAAUAUUUCUUGUGCACCAAAUCAUAUUUCUGACGGAUCAUGUGACACUGAAGACUUGAGUAAUGGCUGCUGAAAAUUAAACCAUCAAAUGAAUCAUAUUUAACAAAUAAUAAAAUCUUGUAAAAAUGGUAAUAAUAAUAAUUUACAAUAUUAGUGUUAAACGUGAUCAAAUAAUAAAUGCAGCCUUAGUGAGCAUAAGACAACAAAACAUUUUUAAAAAUCUUACUGAAAACACCCAUUAUCUGCCUGCCUGCUUUGAACCGCGGUCUGCCUUUUCAAAGCUCACGUCUCUCUCGCGCUGUCAGCCAAUCGGAUUCUGCCAUGUUGGGACCGUUCAACCAAUCGCAGCCCACAGCGAGGAGGAAAACUUGGAUGAUUCUCUGGGUGUAAAUUGUUGUGUGUCGCGAUGGGAGAAAUACAAGUGGGAAGUGAUGAACAAUAGAGCUGGCUGUUUCCGGGAGGCGCCAGCAUUCCCGAGCAACUUUCGCGCUCUUAUUGCGCAUACCGAUAGUCCGCCAACCAAGCACACAGCCCAUCCAGUUCACACCAGCAGCUGCUUUUGUGUCAUAUGAGUGUUUUAGGCGAGAUCUCCGAAGAGGGAGAAUCAAACUGCCGGCGUCCUGUUGUCAAAUGAUUUGCAUACGGACUUCCGCCCCCUGAAUUUAGUUUCUGCAUCAACUAGCAAAGGCAGUGGGCAGACCUGAGCCCUCAAGUCAGGCGCAGUCAUGCGGACUUGACAUUUAAACUCGGUUAAUAUUUGGACAUGAACGGCACACGCGUGUAUUUCGGAUGGUCCCGAUGGAUUUGGAUUAAACGGCGCACUGGGAUCUGACACUUUCGUUCUCAAGAGGCGUUUACUAUGCUGGAUUUUUGCCGGCUCUUGUGGAUGUACCGUGACUAUUUGCUGUUACUUCCAGUGUAGAGCUGGAAUAUUGCAUUGGACUCGCUGGGGUGUUUUGUAGCAGGAAAAUGCGUGUUUUCAUCUCCUCUCAAACAGGGGGAUUCCUCGUCAGUUUGCACUUGUCUGUUUGGAUCCUAAAGUAGGAUACAGCCAGGUCCUCCAACCCAGUCGAGGAUCUGAUGUCUGUAUGCUCUGAUGUCUAUUUCAAUGUGUCAUAUUAGAAGAGUUGACCAUCUCUUUUGGAUGGAGUUUUACCUCGCGAUCUUCUUUUGACGUCUUGGACAGCGUGGAUGCAUUCUUAGAUCGUUUUUUAGCUUGGAUUACUUCUUCUUCUUCUUUUUUUGGCUACGUUUUGACAGGUUGGAUCUUCUCGUUUAUUUAAACUCGCUGCUUUCUGUUGAACUGCUGUUGAAAUCACACGUUUCAUUCUCGUGAUUCGUUUUGACGACCCACUGUGUGAUCUCUUGUUGGUUGAUUUAUUUAUUGUUCGUUGAAAGCUUUUGCACACCAUGACUUUCUUGUCCGGGGCAGCGGUUCUGUUGCUGCGUGGACUCGUCAUCUCUGCGGUAUUGGGCUUAGAGAGUUCAUACACGAGUCAGUUGUCGAACCGAGUCACUCCUGAUCCAGCGGCAGCAGCUGUUGCUCCUACAGACCCAUGUUUGACAGUCAUCCCUCCAUGUAUGAAUGAAGCCGACCGCUUCAGUUUAGAGGCGCUUCGGCACAUUCACAAGCAGCUAGAUGACGACAACGAUGGAGGAAUUGAAGUGAAUGAGAGUGUAGAGUUUAUCAUAGAGGACAUGAAGCAGCAACAGACCAAUAAACACAGUAAUCUUCAUCGAGAGGACCAGCACAUCACGGUGGAGGAGCUGUGGAAGGGCUGGAAAAUAUCAGAAGUGCACAACUGGACACUGGAUGAUGCAGUUCAGUGGCUGAAAGAGUCAGUGGAGCUUCCUCAGUACGAAAAAAACUUCAGAGAGUUUAAAGUAGACGGCAACACGCUACCUCGAUUAGCGGCCAAUGAACCGUCGUUUAUGUCAAUGCAGCUAAAGAUAUUAGACCAACGACAUAAACAGAAAUUAAAUCUAAAAGCGUUGGACGCAGUUCUCUUCGGACCUCCAUUACGUCCUCACCAUCACUGGCUGAAGGACUUUGUUUUGAUGAUUUCAAUCAUCAUUGGUGUGGGCGGCUGCUGGUUUGCAUACAUACAGAACAAGUCGUCUAAAAUUCACGUCUCCAAGAUGAUGAAAGAUCUGGAGAGUCUACAGAAUGCAGAACAGAGCCUGAUAGAGCUACAAAGCCGGCUGGAAAAGGCUCAGGAGGAGAACCGGACGGUGGCGGUGGAGAAGCAGAACCUGGAGCAGAAGAUGCGUGACGAGAUCAACGGAGCAAAGAGAGAAGCCAGCAGACUGCGAGAGCUGCGAGAGGGGGCUGAAUGUGAACUCAGCAGACUCAAGUAUGCAGAGGAGGAACUUGUGCAGGUGCGAAUGGCACUGAAGAGAGCAGAGAAGGAGAUGCAGUCAGAAUGGUCGGUGCCAGAAGCCCUGCAGAUGUGGCUUCAGCUCACACAUGAGGUGGAAGUGCAGUACUACAACAUUAAAAAACAGAAUGCUGAGCUGCAGCUCACGGUCGCAAAGGACGAGGCAGAAAAGAUCAAGAAGAAGAGGAACUCUGUGUUCGGUACCCUCCAUGUUGCACACAGCUCAUCGCUGGAUGAAGUAGACCACAAAAUACUUGAGGCUAAAAAAUCUCUGUCAGAGGUUACAGCCUGUUUGCGUGAACGUCUUCACCGCUGGCAGCAAAUAGAAAAGAUAUGUGGCUUUCCAGUGGUUAAUAACUCUGGGCUGCCCAGCCUCACCGCCUCCCUCUACGCCGACCACAGCUGGGUGGUCAUGCCGCGGAUGUCGGUGCCACCCUACCCAAUCGCUGGCGGGGUGGACGAUCUUGAUGAGGACACACCACCAAUCAUUCCACAGUUCACCUCUCCUUUGAUUCGACCUCCUCUGACACGCAACAGCAGUGUUUGUCGUUCUCGCAGAAGUCUUAUGUCUCAACCCUCAUCCCUUUCUCCUGACCCUGAUCUGUUGUCUAUGGCCUCGGUCCCACUGGCCUACAGACCCGAGGGAGACGAUGAUCACAUCUUCUUCACUGUAGAAAGGAAGGGAGAUCCUCAGGACACAUGCUCAGAUUCAGAUUCUCUCAGUUCCUCUUUGGGCAGGAAGCAGUUCUCCGGUCCCUCUGGUCAAAGUACAUGUGUUACGGGCAUGGAUACCCCACCACGUAAAAUCUCUCGUGAGGAACUUCUUCUCCUGGUGCAGGAGGCCCAGACUGCCACCAUGGAGACCUUACCUCCUUCCACAUCCUCUCCUUCAUCUCCUCUUGACUCUUCUUCAGUUCACAAGGGUUCUCCUGACCUUACCCACUCUUCCGUCCUCCCAGAAUCUCAAAGUUUAACCUUUCACCCUGGCACCAAACCUGUGGCCUAUAAUGGCAUUCUGGAAAAGUCAUACAGCAUGGGGCAGCUGCCUGCUGGUGGGACGCCUCCAGAGGGUCACUACCCCUCCAUUAGCUCACUCGACAUAGAAAGCAAAUCUAUCAAGGAGUCCAAGCAACUCCAACCCACCUCCUCCCAGGACUCUUGCGAUAACGGAGAGAAAAAACGCUCCAAGAUCAAGAGCUUGUUCAAGAAAAGCAAAAAGCUGUGAGGAACAGUAGAGAAGAGGAAGAAAUGGAGAGAAAAAGAAGCCUUAAAACAAAAUAAAUGAGGGUGAUGCUGUCAACCAGAAGCCAAAACAUUUUUCAGUUUCUUUGUCCUUUUUUUAAUUUAAAUGGAAUGUAGCUUCAUCUGGGUACAGUCCUGGGUUGGAAGCCUUUUUAUGGAGAUUUAUUAGCCUCACACAUAUGCCUUUGAAGGCCAGAAAAUGUCAUGUUAACAUUUUACAGAACAUGGCCUCUUCACUGUCUUCUGUUAAGUCUCUGUUUUCUAUAAUGUGCACCCUAAUGAUGUCACCAGGAAGGGAUCAGGAAAUAUACCAAAACAGAAUAAACAGAACAGUCCAAAAUGAGCCAAAUCUCCAAAUUAUUUAAACAAAUAGACUUCCUGGAAAUAUGUCUUAAAGGGAAGGUUCACCACAAGUGAAAAUUCUGUCAUCAUUUACUUUCCCUAACCUGUAUGCUGUAGUUUUUUAUGUGGUACACAAACUAAUUUUUGAAGAACUGUUACAUAGUUCUUGCCAUACAACCAAGGUUCAUAGUGACCAAGGGCUGUUAAACACCAAAAAGCAACAUAAUAGUAGUUUAUACAACUCAUGUGCAAUUUUCCAAUCAUACUACGGGGCCGUUGAAUGCUUGAAUCUGAUUGGCUGAAAGUUCUAAGGUGUGCAAUUAUUUUCAGGGAAACGCACGGCGAACGUAGUUCCAGACUGCUCUUGACCACAUUACAUGUCCAUAUCACUUUGCCAAAUGAUUUGAGUUAUUUCAAAGAUCCUUACAGCCUAAAACAGCAAAAGACACUGGCCAAACAAAUAAAUAUAGUAAACAAUAGGAUAAAAACGACAGAUCAUUUCCAUGUUUUUGCCACAAAACAGAGGUGUUGGAUAAGAUGCGGAAGAAAUAAUCCUACUCUCAAUAGCGUUUUAAGUAGAAAAACCGGACAAAUGCCUUGAAAUAUAUCAUCUGAUCGAUGUCUUGAGGUGUGGUAACCGUAUUAUAAGCGGAAUAAUUGACUUCAGUCCAUUGAAUUCUUAGAAAAUAAUGCACACCCGAGGUCAUCACCACCUCAGGUAUGCAUAAUUUUCUAACGCUGGGUAAAUCUUAUAAGAUCUUCAAAAUGUGAGAGACCACAACCAUGAGGGAAAAAAAAUCCUAGAUUUAACCGUUUUUCUCCUGUAGUGUGCGGUCUUGUGGCGUGUACCCAGCAUAAGAAUUCAAUGGCCUGUCAUCAAUUAUUCCUUAUGUAUUCUAUCCAUUUGCGCUUUGUUUUUAAAGUUGGCCUACAUACAUGCUUGAAAUGGAUGUUUGACUUGCGCCGCAUUUGUUUUUUCUGCUUCACAUUGGUCACCUAGAUUGUCAGUUCACUUUUUAGUGUUUAAUCCUGUUCCGUAAACACACUAGUAAUUUACAAGAGUUACAACUGCCUUUUACAACGAAAUUGAUACGUGAAAAAUGCAGGUAGUGACAACCACAUUUACAACUGUUUUGACUCCUUAGGGUUGCCAGAUCUUGCUAGAAAAAAAAACAACCAAACAACAACAAAAACAAAUAACAACAAGCCCAUAAUAAACUUACAUCCAAACGCAUUAUCUUGGAAAUAAGCCACAUACCAAAAUAUAGCGACUUGCACCUGCCUCUUUUAUUAACUUCAUAAACUGGAUUGUUUAUGAGCUGAGUCCAAACAAUAAGGCCAAAGAGGCUUAAUGAGUUUCGCUAUAACAUGUGGACCUGGCAACCCUUCAAGUGCACCCUCUGCAAAGCAGAUUUCAAACAUAAAUAAUGGCUCUGUUGACGGUGGCUUAGUUAAAAUCGCUGAAUAAAAUGGUCUUUGGUUGCUGUAAUAUUACUUUGGUCAAAAAUAGAGGAUACCAAAUGCUCAAGAUGACAAAACGAUGUUAUGGUUACCAUGGUAUCAGUCAAUGCAAUUUCAAGAAUGAGAUAUGCUGCGUACAAACACGAAUCUGUAAUUUAGAGGAUUUGCUCCCAAAUUUAAAGGGAUAGUUCACCCAAAAAUGAAAAUUCUGUCAUUAAUUACUCACCUUCAUGUCGUUCCAAACCUGUAAGACCUUUGUUCAUCUUCAGAACACAAAUUAAGAUAUUUUGAUGCAAUCAGAGAGC